This is a messenger RNA of Erythranthe guttata (spotted monkey flower), 736 nucleotides long. It is a transcript of the gene CML30, whose product is annotated as Calcium-binding EF-hand family protein. Gene Ontology annotation, molecular function: calcium ion binding. The record is from RefSeq and is a predicted model, not a curated record. NCBI's taxonomy places the organism in Eukaryota, Viridiplantae, Streptophyta, Magnoliopsida, Lamiales, Phrymaceae.
CCUAUAUAUAUUUGUUCCAAAACUGUUCUUCAGCCAAAAGAGCAAAGCAAAAAAGAAAAAAAAAAAGAGAAGAAAAUGCUGCCAAGAUUUAGUUUUCUGGAUAUGCAGUACAACCUUUCAAAGAAGAAAUUCUUGAAAAAACCUUCAAGAAUGUUCUCCCAAAACUCCGGUACAUUGCCCAUGUACUUGCCCAACAUCGAAGAGCUAAAGCAGGUAUUCAACAAAUUCGACUCCAACAAAGACGGCAAAAUAUCACCCGAAGAGUACAAGGCUGUACUCAAGGCUUUAGGCAAAGGAAACCUCCUCACCAAAGAAGUGCAGAAUAUAUUCGAGGUUGCAGAUCUGGACGGUGAUGGAUUCAUCGAUUUCAACGAGUUUGUGGAGGUGCAGCGUAAGGGCGGUGGGGUGAAAGCAGCAGAUCUGCAACGCGCUUUCCAAGCCUUUGACAAAGAUAAUGACGGAAAAAUAACAGUAGAAGAAGUUCACGAGCUGCUAAAAAAACUUGGAGAAAGAUGCAGCCUUCGAGAUUGCCAGAAAAUGGUCAGAGCUGUGGAUGCUAAUGGAGAUGGUGUCAUUGACUCGGACGAGUUCAUCACUAUGAUGACUCGCACAAUGACUACGUAUUAAUUUAGCCGAAUAACCUAACUGUUGUUGAAAUGAAUUUAAGUUGUUACCAAAUUCAGAAAUACAUACCUGUAUUUGUGUACUUGUAACCAGCAAUAAGAUUUAGCUUUUG